This is a messenger RNA of Humulus lupulus (European hop), 1677 nucleotides long. RefSeq lists its product as uncharacterized. The coding region runs from base 1 to 1677 and encodes 558 amino acids. The transcript is spliced from 3 exons. Gene Ontology annotation, molecular function: zinc ion binding. Lineage: Eukaryota; Viridiplantae; Streptophyta; Magnoliopsida; Rosales; Cannabaceae. The record is from RefSeq and is a predicted model, not a curated record.
AUGAUCCACAACUUCCAAUUCAAGACAAAAAGAUCUGAACCAAGAGAGUACCUGGUAACCUGUGUGGAUGACAAUUGUAACUGGUUACUUAGAGCUUCAAAGUUCAGGAAAACAGAAACAUUUAAAAUCAGAAAGUAUGUAAAAACUCACACCUGCUCCUUGGAUAUCAUUAUGGAAGACCACAGGCAGGCUAAUUGCAAUGUCAUUGGGGAACUAAUAAAAUCAAAAUACAUGUCAAUAAAGAGAGUACACACACCACACGACAUAAUCAACGACAUGCUAGAUGAUUUUGGUGUUUCAAUGGGGUACCAAAAAGCCUGGAGAGCCAAAGAAAAAGCUUUAGAAUUGGCAAGGGGAAACCAAGAUGAUUCAUACCAAAAACUUCCCAUCUACCUUCACAUGCUAAAAGUCUCGAACCCAGGUACAAUUACACACCUGGUUACAGACAAUACAGAUCACUUCAAAUAUAUGUACCUAGCAUUUGCAAAUUCCAUCAAAGGAUGGAAACACUGUAGGCCAGUCAUUGUGAUAGAUGGAACUUACUUGAAGACAUCAUUUGAGGGAACUUUAUUCACUGCUUCAACAAUGGAUGCUAACAACAACAUAUUCCCAUUAGCCUUUGGAAUAGGAGACUCUAAAAAUGAUUCAUCAUGGUUAUGGUUUUUCACAAAGCUAAAGGAGACAUAUGGAGAAAGAGAAGGUAUGGCAAUCAUUUCAGACAGGCAUAAAAGCAUAGAAAAUGCUAUAGACGAUGUAUACCCAAAAGCUUUCCAUGGAGCAUGCAUAUUCCACCUGUUAAACAACAUCAAAGUCAAUUUUGGUGUCCAUGGGGAGGACCUAAACCUAAACUUUGUCAAAGCAGCAAAGGCAUACAGGGUACAAUCAUUUGAGCACUACAUGCAUGAAAUAGACAAGAUUGACACACGCAUAAGACCGUAUUUACAAAAAAUUGGAUAUUCAACUUGGUCUAGAUGCCAUGCUCCAACAAGAAGAUAUACAAUGAUGACAUCAAAUAUAGCUGAAUCAAUAAAUGCUGCAUUGAAAGCUGCAAGAACGCUGCCAAUCACUACAAUGAUGGAGGGCCUUCGAAGUUUAGUUCAAAAAUGGGUAUGGAAAAAUUGUAACGAAGCAAACGGAACAUUCACACAAGUAACAACAGAUACUGAAACUGUGCUUAGAGAAAACUUUAUUCGUGCCAUUAAAUUUCAGGUCUUCCUAGUAAACACUAUACUGUACCAAGUUGUGGUUGAACAGAAAGGAAAUUUUUUGGUCAACCUAAUGGAGAAAACAUGUGAAUGCAAAAGAUUCCAACAAGACGAAAUACCGUGUGCACAUGCAAUAGCAGUUAUCACCAAAACAUGGCUGAAAACAUAUGAUUAUGUUGCUGAUUACUACAAAACUACAACUAUGAAAGCAACAUAUGACUCAACUGUUCAUCCAUUGCCAAAUGAAAGCGAAUGGACACUGCCAGAGACUUUAAACAUAAUUGUCCUACCACCAAAAUCAAGAAAACCACCAGGCCGCCCUAGAAGGAAAAGAAUCAGAUCUAGAGGAGAACCAAAAGUGCAAAUAAAAUGUGGAAGAUGCACGCAGCAAGGGCAUAAUAGAAAAACAUGCAGGAAUGAACCAAUCCCAAAGUUGCGAAACUCAACAAAGUCAAAGAAAAUAGACAAAUAA